This is a messenger RNA of Soboliphyme baturini, 369 nucleotides long. The record is from the annotation of a GenBank genome assembly. Lineage: Eukaryota; Metazoa; Nematoda; Enoplea; Dioctophymatida; Soboliphymatidae.
AUGCUGGCGACUUCUACGCUGUGCAGCAACAGUCGAAUCAAUGCCACCCUAGGCGAUUUUCCGGCCGUGAAUCCAGAGGGCGCCCGCGACUGGCCGUACAUCGACGACGAGGAGGACAAUGACAAAGAACAGAGAGAGAUACAGAAAGCUGUUGCCCCAUCAGUCAAUCAGUCAUUCGGUGGGUCAGACACACCAACGACGGAGACAGGCGACGACGAGCGGCAUCUUCAGAGCAGACGCGCAUGCAUGCUAACAAGUACAGCAUUAUUUGGUAGGUCCACAUUUGGUCGAGUCAGGUUGGGUUGGUCGCCGUCGACCGGAUGGAGGGAACAUCUGACGGUCGACGCUGACGGUCACCAGUUGUCGUAA